AUGUCAGGAGAAUCCAGGGAUAUCGUCAAAGCACUCGAAAGCGUCCUGACCCGCCUAAGCGAGCACCCCUAUCCUCACGUUCCUAACCCGCAAGGCUGUGAGAAGCGAGCCAGCGUCGCUGCCAUCAUUCGCGUCCGACCCGCCUACGCUCCUAUCCCUUCUUCCAGAGACUCUCUCGUAGCAGUCAGCGAGUCUGCCACUCCUCCAACCACAAUCCAUGAAUUCUUCUCGCAAGACUGGGUCCAGCAAGGCGACCCUGAGCUUCUCUUCAUUAAACGCGCUGGUCGGGCUGGGGACAGAUGGUCAGGCCACACGGCAUUGCCAGGGGGAAAGCGAGACCCCGAGGAUGCAGAUGAUCUGGCUGCAGCAGUAAGAGAAACAAGGGAAGAGAUUGGCCUGGACCUGGAAACCACACAAUGUCUUCAUGCAGGCAAUCUGCCCGAGAGGCUGGUCACGACAUCCUGGGGCAAGGAUGUUCUCAUGGUGCUAUGUCCUUACAUAUUCCUCCUUACUGGGAAGACCUCUCCCUCUAUCCAGCCACAGCCCACCGAAGUCGCAUCUGUACAUUGGGUCUCGUUGCGUGCAUUGUUAUCCCCAUCACUCCGGACAAGAGAGGCGGUUGAUAUAUCGAGUAGGAUGGCCAAGCACGUUGGCCCAUUACUACACAGAUUGAUCCGCUUGAGUAUUGGCAAGAUGUUGUUCAGCGCGGUUCGACUUGUUCCCACGGAGUCCAUAUAUGCCAGUUCAAUACCUGGCUUUAUUCCUACGGAAGGCGGCGACAAGCUGUUCACGAUGUCAAGCUGGGCCCAAGCACCAUUUGGCAUCCCUUCGUCCUCUCAAUCUCUCACUCAUCAGCAACCUAUCCUCCUCUGGGGUCUCACGCUCGGCGUCCUCGCAGACCUGCUUGACCAACUCCCGCCAUUUAAUGCUGUUGCCUUAUGGGAGUAUCCUACGUUUACUGUCCCGGACCUUCGUCUCAUUGUCUAUAUCAUGACCUGUCAGUUCAGAAAAGCUUCUGCGGAGUCAUUGUCCUCGGGCUCCUGGCCCAGUCAGACAGCUGUGGACGCGACGACAGAAGCGACAGCCGUAACCACGUCUGAGCCGGCCCCUACGGUUUCGGAAGCCGAGCCUCUCAAGCUCACCAAGCAGCCGUCGUUUGAGAAACACAGUGUUGGCAUCGGCGGAUUGGGCGUGGGAUCAGAUCCCCAGCACGCUGUUGGGAAGCUACUUCAUGGGUACUACGACCGAUUAAAUGUGGCCAUUGCGGUAUUUCUAGCCUAUAGAACUGCCAUUUUGGCGGGGGCCGCCAUCUGGGCCUUUAGGCUCUGGAAACGACGUCGAGGUGCGAAUAUAUGA
This is a messenger RNA of Capronia coronata CBS 617.96, 1356 nucleotides long. RefSeq lists its product as uncharacterized. Bases 1 to 1356 code for a protein of 451 amino acids. The transcript has a single exon. Lineage: Eukaryota; Fungi; Ascomycota; Eurotiomycetes; Chaetothyriales; Herpotrichiellaceae. Gene Ontology annotation, molecular function: coenzyme A diphosphatase activity. The record is from RefSeq and is a predicted model, not a curated record.